This is a messenger RNA of Megalops cyprinoides (Indo-Pacific tarpon), 1720 nucleotides long. RefSeq names its product zinc finger and SCAN domain-containing protein 22-like. The record is from RefSeq and is a predicted model, not a curated record. The coding region runs from base 121 to 1629 and encodes 502 amino acids. The transcript is spliced from 2 exons. NCBI's taxonomy places the organism in Eukaryota, Metazoa, Chordata, Actinopteri, Elopiformes, Megalopidae. Gene Ontology annotation, biological process: regulation of transcription by RNA polymerase II. Gene Ontology annotation, molecular function: RNA polymerase II cis-regulatory region sequence-specific DNA binding; DNA-binding transcription factor activity, RNA polymerase II-specific.
GAGGGCUUGCGAUGCGUCUGGCGGCUGGUUUCCUGCAGAUCAUCCGAGUAAAGUUCAUUUAAACUAUCCGGCUUUAGAAAUCAGUUGCCGUAUAAAGUAGGUGAUGUAAAGUUGGAUAAAAUGUCGAACUGUAUUAAUUAUAAGACACAAAUAAGUUCCAUUAUGGACAUAUUAACUAGGGCAGCGGUGACAGAGAUAAGUAAAGUUGUUGACGAUGGUUUUAUCUUGUUACGUUUGGAAAUUUGUCGAAAAGAAAAGGAGAUCGAUGUGCUGAAAAAGAAACUGCUUUCAUUGCAAAGUGAACUGCGGAUGGCACGAGGAGCCGAAACCCCCGAGCCCGUGCACAGUCGCUCAGGUCCUCAUGGGUUUCCGCGGAGAGCAGCCGAAAAAAGAGCUGUGGAGCGCGGGGCUAUGCAGCAGGUCUGUGAGGAGGAGUGCGAGUCAAGACCCAAACCAGCAGAAUUCCCAGAGGAACAGCUAACACAGCCCACACCUGCAGGAGAUCUGGAGGAACAGGUAACCCAGCCCACACCUGCAGGAGAUCUGGAGGAACAGCUAACACAGCCCACACCUGCAGGAGAUCUGGAGGAACAGCUAACACAGCCCACACCUGCAGGAGAUCUGGAGGAGCUUGGUGAAAAGCACAGGUGUGGACACAGUGAGGAAGACCUCAGUGGACUGGGGUUUGUGGUGAAGGCGGAGCAAGAGGAAGAGCAUGUAGCCCAGAGACUCAGUCAGACAGGAUGUGAACACAGUGCAGGCAGACUGAACAAUCUGGACUCUGAGUAUGUAACGUACGAGAGAGACGGUCAGCUGUGGACUUCCUUCACACCAGGCGACAGUGACAUAGAGACUGAUGAUCCAGUUUGUGAUAAUGCUACAGAGCAAUACUCACAGAGUCUGCCGGUUCACACAGAGCUUCAGCAUGCCCCUGCUGCAGACGAAGCUUCUGCUAACUCCUCUUUUGGGAAACUAAGUGAUGAGAUGUUUGGUACAAUAAAUAUCAAAGAGGAGUCUGAUUGCAGUGAAGAGCUCAGGUCAGACAUGGUUCCCACACAGCAGGCUGAGCACAGAGAGAGACUUCUGCCCUCAGUGAAGAGAGAGAGUCAGACAUUACAGGCCAGGCAGCAGCUGCACGGACCCUCAGCAAAACUAAUGAGAGUCAGUGAGAGUGCAGCUGAGCUGAGCUCAGACACUCAGUAUGAGAGUGGAUAUUCUCUGAGCGGCAGCAGUUUCAACACGGAGAAGCCCCACAGGAGAUCAGGUACAGGGGAGAAACGGUUCAUUUGCAUGUACUGUGGAAAGAGUUUUGAUCGCUUCAGUCACCUUGAAAGGCAUCAGCGGAUUCAUACAGGAGAAAAGCCCUUCAGCUGUGCUACAUGUGGGAAGAGUUUCUCUCAGAAAAGUAGUCUUAAAGGACAUGAGAGAAUUCACACAGGUGAGAAGCCAUACAGUUGCGCAGUGUGUGGGAGGACUUUCUCUUGCUCUUCUAACCGCAAUGCACACCAAUGCGAUCACGCAACUGAGAGAACGUACAGUUGUUAUGUUUGUGGGAAGCUGUAUGCUGACAUAAGUACACUUAAUGUGCAUCAGAGACUCCACACAGAGAAGAUAUUCACCUGCACGUAAUAUGGGAAGAGUUUUACCACAGAAGAAGACCAGUCCUUAGGGGUUAAAUGUAUGGAGUUUGUAAAUGUUUGCAUUUGUAUGACACAUACUG